AUGGUAUCAAACCGAGACAAGGGAUGGCUAGACAGUUUGAGCAACCCCGAGUGUCCAGCAUUUGGCGUUGAUCCUAAACCCAGUGGUGAAAUGAAACCAGAAGGGCGAGAGGGAUAUCGUGAAGCCCAUGAAAAGCUUCUUGAGCUACAGGGAGUCGGGCCCAAAGUAUCAGACUGUGUCAGUUUAAUGGGCCUAGGUUGGGGAGAGUCCGUGCCGGUUGAUACUCAUGUGUGGCAAAUCGCACAGCGAGACUACCGAUUUGGAAAAAGCUCCAAUAAGAACUUGAACAAGACGACUUAUGAUGCCGUUGCCAAUCACUUCCGCAAGCUUUGGGGCAAAGAAGCUGGAUGGGCUCAUAGUGUGCUUUUCACUGCGGACCUGCGGACCUUCGCAGACAAACUUGCUGCAACCAAGAAGGUUGAUGUGAAAGUGAAAGAUGAAGAGUCUGAUGUCAAGAUCGAGACGAAAGUGACAACAGCUCUUUCUUUGAACGUUCCUAAGGAGGAAGGCGUGGAGCAAGACGUUGAUGUGAAAGUCAAGGUCGAGGAUAUAGAUGAUGCCAAGAAGCCCAGCGGCAGGAAGCGUAAGGGAGCCGAGAACGUUGUUUCGACGGCUCAAACAACAGAGACACGGAGAGUGUCCAAGCGACUUAGGCGCUGA
Messenger RNA from Penicillium robsamsonii, 660 nucleotides. Its product is annotated as 8-oxoguanine glycosylase OGG1. The coding region runs from base 1 to 660 and encodes 219 amino acids. Gene Ontology annotation, biological process: DNA repair; base-excision repair, AP site formation. The transcript is spliced from 2 exons. The record is from RefSeq and is a predicted model, not a curated record. Gene Ontology annotation, cellular component: nucleus. NCBI's taxonomy places the organism in Eukaryota, Fungi, Ascomycota, Eurotiomycetes, Eurotiales, Aspergillaceae. Gene Ontology annotation, molecular function: 8-oxo-7,8-dihydroguanine DNA N-glycosylase activity.